Messenger RNA from Puccinia graminis f. sp. tritici CRL 75-36-700-3, 255 nucleotides. RefSeq lists its product as uncharacterized. The transcript is spliced from 4 exons. The coding region runs from base 1 to 255 and encodes 84 amino acids. Lineage: Eukaryota; Fungi; Basidiomycota; Pucciniomycetes; Pucciniales; Pucciniaceae. The record is from RefSeq and is a predicted model, not a curated record.
AUGCAAGUUUUAUCCGCAGUUGUUUUGUUGGCUGUCGUUUGCAACUAUGCCAGUGCAUGGUCCUUCCCUUGCAACAAAGAAGCAGGAUUGACUGAAGGUGUUUGCCAAAUGAAUCCCCCUGCUUUCGGAACUGAUCCAAAAGUGCAGAAAUUUGGGCGAAAAAAUGCCAAACGCAGAUACUUCAAAUUGUCACGACGUACCAAAACCCCACACAAACUAGGUUGUCCGAACCUUCAGCGGGGCCCGAAACAAUAG